Molecule: messenger RNA, 1352 nt
Organism: Ictalurus furcatus (blue catfish)
Lineage: Eukaryota; Metazoa; Chordata; Actinopteri; Siluriformes; Ictaluridae
Gene: pmp22a
Product: peripheral myelin protein 22a
Exons: 5
Coding region: 227-700 (157 amino acids)
Cellular component (GO): plasma membrane
Source: RefSeq, a predicted model, not a curated record
UUCCUGACAAAAAAAAAAAAAGAAAAAGAAAACGGCAAAAGAAAAUCCACAUCUGGAAUCCAGAGGCAGUGGUUUAGGGGAAUCUAUACUAGGAUCUCGUAGUGUAGUAAAGUAAAGGUGGCUCGGUGUUUUUCUCCAGCUUCCUCUCUCUCUCUCUCUCUCUCUCUCUAACUCUUUAACUCUUUUCAAGGAUUCUUCACUUCACCUCGUACAGCUUAACGCAACCAUGUUGGUCGUCCUGGUCGGAACAGUUAUUUUGCACCUUCUGGAUCUGAUUCUGCUGCUCAUUUCUACAUCUGUGAAUGCCUGGGGGAAAAUUAAUAUGAAGAGUUAUGACCUCUGGUAUGACUGCACAACAACCAAUGGAGGAUAUCACUGCAAAGAUGCCGAAAAUUAUGACUGGCUACAGGCAGUACAGGCUCUGAUGAUCCUAGCCACAAUCUUCUGCUUGUUGUCUUUGAUCUUAUUCAUUUGGCAACUCUUCACCGUGAACAAGGGAGGGCGAUUCUUCUUCACUGCUACCUUUCAGAUCCUCUCCAGCCUAUUUGUGAUGAGUGGAGCUAUAAUCUACACAGUGAUGAGCCCGGGAACGCAGGAUAGGGACCAUUCGUUUGGCUUUGCCUUUGUGCUAGCCUGGCUGGCAUUCCCUCUCACUCUGAUAAGUGGCCUCAUUUACAUUGUUCUGAGGAAGAAGGAAUGAAGGAUCAGCGGAGAGACCCCCGCUGUCAUCACUGAGAAUGACACUCAGUCCACAGACCCCAAUGGCCUUUUCUUACUGGCCUGUAUAACAAUGCCAAAUGUAUGAUCAUGCAAAAGUGACAAAUCAUGAAGAUUCAACUCAAUGUCGACUCAACGAGGACGAGUCUGUGGCUUGUGAUACUAUUUAUAUCACUUUUACAUAGUUUUUGUACAUAUGAAUGUUGAAACCUUGUUGAUGAAGGUCCAUAUUUUGAAGCUGACCACAAAGAAGACAGUAUAAAGAUCAUUUUUAUCCUUGUGUUUUACUCCAUAUCUUGUAUCUAAUAUCUAACAGAAGUACAUUCUUAAAAUCCAAUUUCACAAUGAUUGUAUGAUGAAAUUAUGCUUAAUAAUUUGUAUGUGAUAAACCAAAAGGAUUUUCCCCCCUAAUUUUGUUCCGUUCAUAUUUUUAAAUAGUGAAAUGGUGCUGUUUAUUUUUUUGCCUUCAAUUAAUAACUAGAUAUACAUAUAAGCUCAAAUUUUGUUAAAUUGAGCUAAAUUAUUUUACAUUGUGUAUUUUAUGUGUGCCAAAAUAUCCACUCAAAAGCUAAUUGUUUUUGUUCUGUAUGCUUUUUAAAUAAGAUUUUAAAAAUAAAUAAAUAAAUACAUACAUA